Messenger RNA from Penicillium antarcticum, 1614 nucleotides. RefSeq lists its product as uncharacterized. The record is from RefSeq and is a predicted model, not a curated record. NCBI's taxonomy places the organism in Eukaryota, Fungi, Ascomycota, Eurotiomycetes, Eurotiales, Aspergillaceae. The coding region runs from base 1 to 1614 and encodes 537 amino acids. Gene Ontology annotation, molecular function: thiosulfate-cyanide sulfurtransferase activity. The transcript has a single exon.
AUGGCGAGAUAUACCACUGCACAUGAUGUGCGUCAUGCCUGGAUCAUAGAACAAGAGAUUGCCCUUCUGGAUGUCCGUGAAGAAGGCCCAUAUGCUGCGUCACAUCCUCUUUUUGCAGUCAACGUACCAGUAUCGGAGAUCGAGAGCAAGCUGCCUGCACUGGUGCCUCGACUGGCUGCCCCGAUCGUUGUCUAUGACAGUGGCGAGGGUUACGAUGUUCGAGCUGUGUCCCGGAUCUCAGCCAUGGGAUAUGAGAAUGUAUCCAUACUCGAAGGUGGGCUCUCUGCAUAUUCUCUCGUCGGCGAGGUCUAUCGUGAUGUCGGUGUUCCAUCCAAGGCAUUCGGCGAACUUGUCGAAUCCAUCAAUCACACACCAUCCAUUUCAGCGACAGGGCUGAAGGAUGCCUUGGAGAAUAAAGAAGACCUCGUGAUUCUGGAUGCAAGACGAUUCGAAGAAUUCAAUACUAUGAGCAUCCCUGGUGGACGGAGUUGUCCCGGAGGAGAACUGCUCUAUCGCUUCUUCGAGACUGUGCCUUCACCCAAGACCACGGUCGUCGUCAACUGUGCUGGGAGAACACGGAGUAUUAUCGGAGCCCAGUCUUUAGUCAAUGCCAGAGUCCCCAACAAGGUGUUUGCCCUUCGCAAUGGGACAAUUGGGUGGAUGUUGGAAGGUUUCAAGCUGGAAAAUGGUAAAACAGACCGAGCUUCACGUCCUUCAGCCAAAAGAUUAGCCAAGGCAUCACGACACGCAGACUGGUGGACCUCUCAGCUUGACAUUGCUCUUCUCGAACCGUCUAAAAUCAGUGACCUGGCCGUAAAUGGGCAGGAUCGGACUCUGUACCUGCUCGACGUGAGAGACCCAGAGGAGUAUACGCUUGGGCACCCGUUUGGAUUCACCAAUGCCCCAGGUGGUCAACUGGUACAAGCGACCGAAGAAUGGAUUGGUGUUCGAGGCGCUCGCAUUAUCCUCUAUGAUACGGACUUCGUUCGAGGUCGCAUGACAGCCAGUUGGCUCUAUCAGCUCGGAUGGGAGGUUGACGUAAUGUCUUCUGUAUUAUCACCAUAUCCUACUGGGCUUUCAGUACACAGGCCACCCUCAUUGCCUCACUUGAAGGUCCAUGGAAUUUCAGUCAAUGCCCUUCGAGAUCUUAAAGGGGCAACCGUGGUUGAUCUUGCUCGCAGUCCGUCCUAUCGCAGAGGCCAUAUUCCCGGUGCAUGGUUUGCUUCUGGACCCGAGCUUAUUAGAGAUUUGAAGACUAUCAAAGGGAACGAACAUAUCGUGCUGACCUCGCCUGAUGGUAUCGCUGCAGCCAUGAACUGCAAGGAGAUACAAGAACUAUCCGGCGGACGAGACUCGGUCAUAUACUUAGAAGGAGGAACAGAGGCGUGGGUGGCAGCCGGAUAUUCCCUUGAAACCGAGUCCCGAUGGCUUUCUGAGCCGAUAGAUGUCUACAAAAGACCAUAUGAGGGAACAGGGAAUGCGAGGGAAAACAUGCAGGCAUAUCUUGACUGGGAGUACGGCCUUGUCGCUCAACUGGCAAACGAUGGGGUGGCCCGUUUCCGCGUUGUACGAGGCCCGCGCGCAGGUGAUGGAAGUGAGGAUUGUGAUCAGUAA